Molecule: messenger RNA, 1659 nt
Organism: Tetranychus urticae (two-spotted spider mite)
Lineage: Eukaryota; Metazoa; Arthropoda; Arachnida; Trombidiformes; Tetranychidae
Gene: U4-U6-60K
Product: U4-U6 small nuclear riboprotein factor 60K
Biological process (GO): mRNA splicing, via spliceosome
Cellular component (GO): U4/U6 x U5 tri-snRNP complex
Molecular function (GO): protein binding; U6 snRNA binding; U4 snRNA binding
Source: RefSeq, a predicted model, not a curated record
CAAAUCAAAUCUCACCACAUGUAGCCAACAAAUCAACCACUAUAAAUGUUGCAACCUUCAAGUAUCAUUUGAUUAUUUUCUUUUCUGUCAUUUUGUUAAUUUUUCUAUCAACUUCAUCAUUUCACCAUGUCUAUUAAUGUGUCAACAGAGUAUAUGGAAAUCGAGGAGGACUCAGCAAGUCGGAGAUUGGUCCUGGAAGAAUUUGAAAGAAGAAAGAAAGGCCGGCAAAUACCUGUUAGCGUUGAUGAUGCGGAAGUUAAAUCACAACUUCGACAAUUAAACCAACCAAUUUGUAUCUUUGGAGAAGGACCGGCAGACAGGAGAGAAAGAUUAAGACAGUUGCUGACAAGACUCGGAGAAGAUGCGAUCAAGAAAACGAAAGAUGAGGAAAAAGUAGAUGAAAAGGAGCGAGAUCCAAACACAACUUGGUAUCACGAAGGUCCUAAUAGCCUGAAGGCAGCUAGAAUCUGGUUGGCUGAAUAUUCCAUUGUGAGAGCCCGGGAAAGGCUGGAACGAGCUCGUAAAACAAAAUCAAUGCCUGAGACCACCAGAAAUAACCUUAAUCAAGAGCUUUAUAAAAAAUUACAUACUUUCGAGAUUGAAUGCAGUCAGGUUGGUGACGCAAGACCACUGUCCUUUUGCAGAUUCAGUCCUGAUUCGAUGAUGAUUGCAACUGCAUCCUGGAGUGGACAAUGCAAACUGUGGUCGCGAGUUUCGCUAGAUCUCAGGAAAACUUUUCGUGGUCAUAAUGGGCGAGCUUGCUCGAUCGUGUUUCAUCCGAAAGCAACAAUUUCUCAAUCACCAACUGCUCUUAAUUUAGCAUCAAGUGGCAUCGAUGGAUCUGUGUGUUUAUGGAGCAUGGAGAAUGAAUUUAGUCUUAGAAACUUGGAUGGACACCAACCUCAUCGCGUAAGUCGAGUAUCUUUCCAUCCCUCAGGCCGUUUUUUGGGAACCUGUUGUGAUGACAGAUCUUGGCGACUCUGGGAUCUGGAAGUCAAUGAGGAGAUUCUUUUUCAAGAAGGCCAUAGUAAAGGUGUUUAUGACAUUGAUUUUCACCCUGAUGGAUCGUUAGCUGCAACUGGUGGUUUAGAUGCUUUUGGCAGAGUUUGGGAUCUGAGAACAGGUCGUUGCAUAAUGUUCAUGGAAGGACACUUGAAAGGAAUAACCAGUGUCUCAAUUUCACCAAACGGCUAUCAAGUUAUAACGGGAAGCAUGGACAAUACUGUAAAAAUUUGGAAUCUUAGGCAACGAAGAUGCGAAUACACAAUCGCCGCACACAACAACAUCGUGUCUGGAGUCCAAUUUGAAAAGGACCAGGGGCGAUUCAUCGUUAGUUCUAGUUAUGAUAAUAGUAUAAAAGUCUGGGCUCAUCCUAAUUGGACCCGAAUCGCUGAAUUAAAUGGCCACGACAACAAAGUAAUGGGUAUCGACAUCGCCGCCGACAAUCACAGCAUACUUUCGUGCUCAUUCGAUCGAACGUUCAAACUUUGGAGUCAAUCCUGGCAGCCCAAAUCAUCAACACAAAACAAAGACAAUUAAAAUCAUCUAAACAUUACAUAUAAGCAUGAUAAAUAUAUCAGCAACCAUCAAUUUUUUAAUUUUUUAUAAUACUCACAACUGUCAGCAUAUGAAAUAAAAAUGAAAUCAAUUGCAUCUAAA